UCCGUGUUCAGUCUAUAAAGCAUCAUUAUACCGUAUCUUCAGUGAUACAAAACUAAUGCCACAUCAAGGCCUAUGUCAUCAGAGUUACGUGUUAUUUUUUGGAAACGAAUUAUCUCGAAAAAGAGGUUACAGAAAAAUGUAUCUUGCGAGGUGUAAAUUGCAGAUGAUUAAGGCGACUAUGGAAGUGAAAAACAGUCCGGCCGAGCACUGUUAUACACGUAUACACACACACGCAGACCCGUCAACAUGCAACGUGAAUAUGUCUUUGAGCUAAACAGGACUGCCUGCGUAGAACGGACUUAGAAGACAUGACCAGGCAGUCUCUCCUGAACCAUCUCCACUUCUACAUUGAAGUUCACACGCUCUGCAAAAACUGUAACAGAUCUAUGCUUACAGUGUUUUUGGUAUACUGAUCAUGACUCGACAUCCAAGCACCACUGUAUUAUUUCUAAGCGUGUCUUUGUUCGCCAUCUGUGUUGUCUCUGCCGAACCUCGAACCACUGCUUCAUUAACAUCGGAACGCAGGCGUUAUGACUGCCCGCUCUGCGACUCCUCUGUCUUCAGCUACUGCAGUGACAAGCUUCUGCACGACGCGUGUUGCUGCCUCAGACCCUACGAACUGCCCUACCAGUGUAAUUACGCAGACUGCUCUUUCCUCCACGCCAACUCGUGUCGAGAGCACAAACUCAUCACAGCCUGCUGUUGCAGUAAGGUCAUCUUCCAUUACAAGUAAUGGAACAACAUGCGAUUCUCUGCGGGUGAACUGAUUUUCAAAGAAACGAAGAUGCGAAUUUGUGUUGAUAUCCAUUUGUCGCAUACAGACGGGCAGAACAACAAACACAUUACACACCGUAAAAUUCUAGAAAUACUCCGAACGUAUCACACUUGUAAUUCUGUAUCACCAUUCACGAAUCUACCCUCUCUCACAGAAUAUUUUAGAACUCAUAUAACCAAGUUGUUGAUUUUAUUUAUUAGAAUAAAUCAUGAUAUAUACGUGCUUUGAAUGCAUAGAUUCACUCGCCCAAACGUUCUCAUGGUGUAGUGAUUAAUUAAUUGAGCACAUUGAUAAUUUACUUUACUUUUACGAGUACGUCCUACUGACAUUUCUUAGAAACUGUGAAAACCGUUAAAUUAAUAGGAACGACUAAAGGCUCUGCUUUCAGACCUAGCCUUUGGGUUGUGUGUGAGAAGUACGGAAAGAAGUAUCGAGGUAGUGUAUUAUGGAAGGAAAGGAUCAAGGGUGACGCACUGUAACUAACGUAAAGUUAAGCUAUCUCUGUAUUUAAUUAUGCAACUACGCACCACACCAUGAAGGAAUAUGAGGAGUGAAUGUAUAGCUCCAACAUCUGAUCUCGGUACUAUAUGGAGGUGAGUGAUCAGCUUCACGUCUCUGACGCUUUAACCCCAGGGAUAAGGCCUCCGAUACACUUUGGGCAGGACCCAUAUCCGGUCUGGACACUGUGGAGAGGAGAAUAAUCUUUUUACUCUUGCUGGGAAAUCUUAACUCCGACUGCCCAGCCCACAGCCUUAUAUCGCUGUACCGACUGAGCUAUGCCGGCUUCUCACACUAUAACAAAGGCCCUAUUAUGAUCCAACAAUACCGUACAAUCCUUAACUCAGUUACCGAAUGCGACUAGAGUCACAGUGCAUUUUGUUGAGAACGGCCAGGUCCAAAAGCCCGGGCACUAAAAAUCCAUCAAACUGGUUAGUUGUACGGUACAAUUCAUCCUCUGUUAAAGUUUCGUUCCAGCGGGUUUUAUUUUCUUAUUCCACACUACAAAUCUUUCAGAACCUACAUCAACGGCUCUAGACCCUCACUAUCUUCAUUCACGUUAAUCAGGUCCAACAAUGAAUGCAACAAAGGCAGUAGUUUUUAACUGAAAAAAAAAAUGUGGCGACGGUAAAUUGUUGCUUGAAGACAGCUUUCCUAAUGUACGAGGAAAUUAUGUCUUCUACUGUAACGUCAUAGAAGUCCCAAUCAAAAGCUGACGUCGUUUUAUGCGUUAUUACAUAAACAGUAUCAUGUUAACGAUGUACAACAAAAGCAUUUAUAUUUCAUUAAAAAAUGUUGUUGUAUAAAGUGU
Cryptotermes secundus is the source of this 2084-nucleotide messenger RNA. RefSeq lists its product as uncharacterized. The record is from RefSeq and is a predicted model, not a curated record. NCBI's taxonomy places the organism in Eukaryota, Metazoa, Arthropoda, Insecta, Blattodea, Kalotermitidae. Bases 416 to 733 code for a protein of 105 amino acids. The transcript has 4 exons.